AGGCUUCAACGGUCAAGAGCAGCUCGCUGUUCGCUCUGGUGGCUCCCACUUUCCCUCCAAAAUCUCCAUCCCGAAAAGGAGAUACUCCGAAUCUUCUUCUUCUUCUUCUUCUUCUUCUUCUUCAUCAUCAUCAUCUUUCUUGUUCUACUCAUUCUCAAUCUCUUCCCCAUAUCUGGGUUUUUCUUCAUUUAACAAAUUCGAAACAGAAAUUGGGUUCACAGAAGUCAAGGACUGAGCGAGGAUGAGAGCUUUGAAUUCGCAUUUUUUGCUGAUUGAUCUCCACAGUUCGUGGCAUUCGGCGAAUCAAAUCCCUAUUUCGACUCUUGCAUAUUUGCAAAACUCUCAUUCCGUUUCGAAAUUCUCCUCGUCGUUUCGUCGAACACGUCGUGUGCGUAAGGGGGUUGUUUCGUCUGAAUCUUCAGCUCCGUCGUUUCGUUCCCCUGAAAUUCGUAGGCCGUCGUCUGAUCGGUUGUUUUCAGGGAAUGGGUUGUUGACGAAUUUGUCGAAUUCGAAUUCCAACUUGGAUUCAGACUCUGCUUCGACUUCGUCGCAGUCGGAGGCUACUGCGGAGUUGGAGAUGUUUAUUGAACUUUUGCCUUCGAGGAUGAGGAAGGAGCUGAGCUCGCACACUGAAUUUCGGGAAUUGAUUGAGGUAGUCUUGGAUUUGGGAAGGAACCCAAUUGCUAGGUUUCCAUCGGGGGAUUGGGCCAUUUCGGAAGAGCCUGUGAAGCAUGAAGAUCUAAGCCACGCGAUAUCUAAGGUUGGAGACUUCUCAGAUGACAACCGAUCUGGCAUGGACAGAUCUUUGCAUCGGAUAAGUGCAAUUCGGAACCGUAAAAUGCAAAUUAUUGGUCUUACUUGUCGGGUGGGACGUUCUGUCUCUGGAAGUGCUGAGAUCAUUCGUGAUUUAGUUGAGGGUGGAGGUUCCAUCUUGGUCAUUGGACCGCCAGGAGUUGGGAAAACCACAUUAAUCAGAGAAAUUGCUCGGAUGUUGGCAGAUGACCACAAGAAACGUGUUGUUAUUGUGGAUACUUCCAAUGAAAUUGGAGGUGAUGGAGAUGUUCCCCAUGCAGGAAUAGGCAGUGCAAGGAGGAUGCAAGUCCCUAAUGUUAACAUGCAGCACACAGUUAUGAUUGAAGCAGUGGAGAACCACAUGCCUGAAACCAUAAUCAUUGAUGAAAUUGGAACAGAACUUGAAGCACUAGCUGCCAGCACCAUUGCUCAAAGAGGAGUUCAGCUCGUAGGGACAGCUCACGGGAUCACCAUUGACAACAUCAUAAAAAAUCCAUCAUUGCAAAUCCUUGUUGGUGGCAUUGAGAGUGUGACCCUUGGUGACGAGGAAGCAAGGAAAAGAAAAGUGCAGAAGACAAUUCUAGAGAGAAAAGGACCUUCUACUUUUACUUGUGCAGUUGAGAUGAUAUCCAAAACUGAAUGUCGUGUUCAUCACAGAUUGGAUACAACAGUUGAUGCAAUAUUAGCAGGAAAAACUCCUCUUUUUGAAGUACGUCAUGUAGAUACUUAUGCCAACCAUUCUAUGGGGCCAUCUCCAAAUCAUGUAAAGAGUUUUGGUCUUCACGAAAGAUUACCUUCAAAAGAUGGUAACAUUAUUGCUGAUAGUGACUCUAACUUGGAAGUACGUCAUAUGGAAACUUAUGCUAACCAUUCCAUGGAGCCAUCUCGAAAACACGAAACGAGUCUUCAAGGAAGAGUAAAUUUAAAAGAUCAUAACAUCAUUGCUGAUCAUGAUUCUGACAUAGAAGACGUUGGUCACUUUUCUCAUCAGUCUAAGAGUAGACCUGUGAGCAAGAAGAGCUCACCUGUGCGAGUCUAUACUUAUAAGAUUCUUGAAUCUGAUCUACUUCAAGUGGCACAAGUAUUGGGGCUUGAGAAUGAAAUAGACGUAACUGAUGACAUUGAAUCUGCUGAUGCAAUAUUAGCAACCAGUAAUGAAAUGAAGCAAAACCCAUGGGUCCGAAGUGUAGCAAAAUUUCACCAUUUGCCUGUAUUUGUAAUCAAGUCAAACACUAUGGCUCAAAUGGUCAAGGCAAUCCGAAUGAUUAUAAAGAUAGACUCCAGCUCUACAACAAAGAAACCACGAAAAACCCCUGACAUUGUAAUAGAAGAUGAUGCACCAAAAAGAAAGCCAUCCCUAGAAGAGAUAGAUGCAUUGGAGGAAGUUAGACUCGCCAUUGAAUACAUUGUCAUUCCUGGUGGAGAGCCAGUCGAACUUCUGCCUCGACGUUCCGAAAUAGUCGCCCGACAACUUGAACUUGUGGAAAGUUAUCAGUUAGCAGCUGAAUACUCCAGUUCUGAUCCAAACCCCAGGUUGCAAAUUCUUCCAUUAAGGUUGAAGAACAAGAAUCUUAAAGAACCAAAAUCAAGUUCAAAACCACUAACUGGGGAAGGAACUGGUAUCUCUAGGCUCCCCUUGCUACCUGAAUGAAAUUUAACCAGAACCUUAAACAUGGUACAGUUUAUUCUAUUGUUUCUGGUUAUACAAUUGUCAAUUUAUUAUGUACAUGCAUGUAAAUAAUACAUAUAUAUCUAUAUCUGAUUAACAUAAUUAUUUAUAUCUUAUGCCAUCCUGGUUAUACAACAUUGUAAAGAUUCCUUCAAUCAAACAGUGAAAUGACUGUUGUAAUGAAUAUGUACUCCAAUAUUCAACCAA
Molecule: messenger RNA, 2668 nt
Organism: Benincasa hispida (wax gourd)
Lineage: Eukaryota; Viridiplantae; Streptophyta; Magnoliopsida; Cucurbitales; Cucurbitaceae
Gene: SPD1
Product: P-loop containing nucleoside triphosphate hydrolases superfamily protein
Molecular function (GO): ATP hydrolysis activity
Source: RefSeq, a predicted model, not a curated record